Molecule: messenger RNA, 1356 nt
Organism: Pocillopora damicornis (cauliflower coral)
Lineage: Eukaryota; Metazoa; Cnidaria; Anthozoa; Scleractinia; Pocilloporidae
Biological process (GO): axon guidance; ephrin receptor signaling pathway
Cellular component (GO): plasma membrane
Molecular function (GO): ephrin receptor binding
Source: RefSeq, a predicted model, not a curated record
AGGUAUAAAAAAAUGGUCCAAAAAUUGGUCUAGUCCAUAUUUUACCCUAUGCAGGUAACAAAUAAACUGUAAAACAAAGGAAUCAAAGAAAAUCAAAAAUAUGUGAACUUGCUUAGUGCCAAACAUCAGCGGUAAAGCCAUUCCAAAUCAAACAUAUCUGAUCCAAUUUUUAUUGCUUUCUAUUCCAGGUUUGAUAACCUUCAUGAAAGGACCAGAAAUGUCAUGGAAUUUGACCAGCUCUCAAUUAUUUGUCCCACCUUAGUGGACUACCCCAUCAAAAGAACAACUACUUAUUUGAAAGACUUGUUGUAUGAAAAUGUAUAUAUGGUGGACAAGAAGGGUUAUGACAACUGUAAUGCAACAGGAGGACUCAGUGUUUUAUCCUGUAAUGAUCCAGAGGGACACAUUUACUACAGGGUUGUAUUUCAACCUCAUACCGUUAAUCCAAAUGAUCCAAAGUUUGAGAAAGGAAAAGAAUACUACUUUAUAAGUACUGCAUCAGGCUCACAAAGUUCAUUGACAAACACACAAGGAGGACACUGUAAUUCAGGAAUGAAGAUGAAAAUAUAUGUCUGUGAAAGCAGCUCUGACCCAAAGUGUCCUAAUGGAAACAGUGUCGUCAAUGGUGGAUGGUCUGACUGGAGCGAAUGUUCGAAUGGUCUUCAAGGACGAAAAUGUAACAAACCUGCCCCAGCGAGUGGGGGAUUACCAUGUGUUGGUGAUGAACAAAGAGCAUGUUCGACAGAAGCUGCACAAGUGCUUUGUAAGGGGCAUUCAUGUACUAGUAAGUGAACAGUUACUGUUACCCUUUCACUGCCAAGAUCUCGUUAGUAAUUCUCCUUACUGUCUCACUGCUGUACAAUUCUUACAAUUUUAGUUCCAAGAAUUUUGUUACUGAAUCAACUGAUAAUCCCCUAAUUGAUAUUUCUCUUUAUUCUCAUCACUUGUAUGCUUGAAAUUUUAUGGAUAUUGUAGGGAGAAAUUCUGUCUUUGUCAUGCACCCAUAGGAGUAAAAGGGUUAAUGUCAGAAGUUGAUGUAGGGAUGUACAAGUAAUAAUGGGUUUGACUGAAAGUAUUUCCAUCCUUAAGGCAGGCUGGUAGUUACCAUUGAGGAGAAAUGACAAACCCCUUUUUUUCCCUUCUUUAAUUUGCCUUUAGAUCCUACUGUGGAAGGUCAAACAUCAACUACACCAGGACUUCCUUCCAGAGAAAGCAGAACUGGAGAUAAUUCUGGUGAUAAAUUGGAGUUGAAUAGAGGACUGUUUGUUGGAAUAUGUCUUAGUAUAUUCAUAUUUGGGAUCUUCAUUGGUGGAAUAAUUGCUAUUUUAGUAUGUAGAGUUUCUAGACGCAAGUCAA